AUGAGAGUUGAAUUGAGUAAGCAGAUGCAGCUACCUAGCGAGCCCUCAACAGUGUCCAAGAUGAAGGCGGUGGAUCCGACCAUACCAGUUCGAAGCUCUUCCAUGAAUGAAAUACCACUGAUGCCUGUGUCGGCUCAGGAGAAAUCAGUUAACAAGGGGGCCCAACCUAUGGACACAAAUGCUACGCAAGGACACCAUGAUAGACCUCUGGAUAACCACAGCCAGCAGGUGGAGAGUUCGGGAGAUAUCGUUUCAGAGAAGAAGAAUGAGAGUAUUACGGAGAGCCUCGUGACUGAGGCUUCUCCAACAUGA
Molecule: messenger RNA, 312 nt
Organism: Linum trigynum
Lineage: Eukaryota; Viridiplantae; Streptophyta; Magnoliopsida; Malpighiales; Linaceae
Source: the annotation of a GenBank genome assembly